AUGAUGCUGCUCAUUUUUAUCUGCCCCGCUUUACAAAAUCCUCAUUCAGCCGGCCGAGGAGCAACAAAAGCCUCUGAGCAGCUCCGCAGCCACUGGCGGCCACAGCCUCCCCGGCGCGCGAGAAAGAAAGGCGAGAGGGGCCGAGGAAAGCAGGCGGCGGGCGCGCGCCCCUCUCCGCCGGAGGGAACGCUGCCUGCCGGGGCCUGCGAGCCCAGGUGUCGGGUCCUCGGGGCGGGCAGGGCCGUGGGGCGCGCGCGGGAAGGGACUUGUGGGAAGGAAGGGAGCGGAAAGGCCGAGCGCCACCCGCCCCGGGAGUCUCCAGAGCAGCGCGCAGGGCAGACCUCCUCGGGUCCCCCGGCGCUUCGGUCUCCGGAGACGCCCGGCCUCCUGAAGGGAUCGGCUUGUCCUCCUCUGGCGCUCAGCUCCCUCUGGCGGCCGGGCUGGCAGGACCUCAGCGCCCAGCCCUUCCUUCUUGUUACGUCCAGGCAAGUUGGCCCGGCUUUCGGAUGCCUCUGGACAGUCCCCGUCCAGGCCCGCGACCCAGCCCGAGUGGAGGCCCCGGGGCCCACAGAGCGCGGCCUCCCAGGCCUUCCAGCCCUGGCUGCGGACGCCGCAGCCUCCUCGCCCCUGGGCCGGACGCGGCCUUCCUGCCCAAGACCACUGGGGCCCCCGCCCCUCCCGGGACAGGGCUGUGGACAGGCCAGCUGCUGCCUUAUUUUUAGCGCCAUUCCAUUCGCGCGGUUAUAUUUAACUCGACCCACUCCUCCGAGGAGGUCGCUCGGACAUCGAAUUCUCCACAUCGCAGCUUCGGCCUGCCCGCCUUGCCUCAGGGGUCUCACUCUGUGUCUCAGGCUGCAGUACAGUGGUGCAAUUGUAGAUGGCUGCAGCCCUCGACCUCCUGGGCUCAAGUGAUCCUCCUGCCUUAGCCUCUUGAGUAGCUGGGAGUACAGAUGCACACCACCACACCCAGCCUAGAAUGAAGAAACCUGCAGUUGGGAAGCAUGAAUUUACCACCUAUUAAGAAGUAGUCAUCAGGCAUGACCUCCCAUGGGUGCUCACAGGAGAUGGUGCCGUGCAUGUGCAGAACUUCCCAGCCAAGAUCCACCACAUUGGACCCACUGAGUGAGCCCCCUUGUCAUUGCAUGAGAUGGUGAUGAUCACAUAGCGUAGAGGAGAGUAUGUGUGACACAGAGCAAUGGUAGUCAGUUUAACAUACGAUAGCCCUGUGAAAGGCAUGUGGUCAGCCCUGGGAUCAGUAACCAUCAGAAGACAUGGCUCCCAGAAGGCUGCCUGGAUCUGGUUAGCAAAGGAACCAGAAAUAAGAGUGGCUCCAGUGGCAGCAGCAAACUUCAGCAUAGCCUGCUGGCUGACAUUCCUGGAGGAUGUGACACUGACAGCAGCUGAGUUUCCAAAUGGCAACAAUGGCACAAGCUGCCAGCCAAAGCUUCUUGCAGGUCCUCUUCAGAUUUAUCAUGUAGAUGCCAUCACUUUUCCUUUUGUAGUGUAUCAUUUGGAAGUCAAGGUGGGUGUCACCUAAGUGGAUUCCUGCUGGAAGGAAUGUGAGGACAUUCUCCUCCUUCAUCUUCAGGGCAUCAAGGGCUCCAAACAUUGUGAAAGUUUCUCUUUAAAUUACGACAUGCUGUAUGGAUCUCUGACUGGGGAACAUGGACAAGUACACUCAAAGUUUGAUUGCUAGUAUAGCUCACUCUUCUGUGGCUAGAAGUCCUGAAGAAUAAAACGUUAAGGGAGUUAUUAUGCUGACUACAACACCCAGGCUUAGGAACUAGUGAGCAUAAGACCUCAAAUUUCUUUCUGGCUCUCAUUAUGAAAGUCAUGAUUGUUUCCCUUGCGUCAUCCUCUGCAUGUGGCUUUUCAUCUUACAUUCUGGCUUUGCUCCAGGAGACACACUGCCUUAUGCCAGGGACCUGGUGGAAAGGUCACCCCCAGAAUGGACAGGCUGGGAAGAGCUCACUUAACAGUGCACUGGUUUACUGAGACAAUUCAAAACACACAUUCAUUUUGUGUGCUUAUGAAAUAUAUCCCAAGAAUUGUGGUUUGCAUUGUAAGAGGAGCCUGUGAAUUCAGAGGCAAGUCUGCUGAGGACCGAAUGUUCCUGUCCAUAAAAACAGAAGUCUGGCCUGGGCUCCUCUCUUGGGUGAAUUUGCAAUGCCAGAUCCUCUCUAUCAGUUUGGUUUUGUUUCUUGUAUCUCUGGGAAGGCAGGCAGACAGCACGGUCACCUGUGAAUGCAGCUACAAUUGGCUUAGCUGCCUCACUGAUAAAUGUGCCCCCAGUAAGCUACAAAGGGAUUACCAGCGUUCUCAGCAGCUAAAGAACAGGUCCAGACGCCUGAGCCUGGAAAGAAGUCUGGCCCACGUUCUAUCCAUUUACCCUGUGGCCUUACAGAGACAGAACCUUUGCAGAGCCUGCACUGUGCUUUUACUGUUCCCUUUCGUGGUUGGCUGAAUAAUGGUCUUCCAAAGAUGUCUACAUCUUAAUCCCCAGAACCUAGGGAACCUGUGAAUACAUCACCUAACAUAGGAAAAGGAACUUUGAGGAUGUGGUUAAGGAUCCUGAGAUGGAACUGGCGAAGAUUUCCCCAGCAAAAAGUAGAAGCCCAGUGUUUCAUAGAUGAAGACUGGGGAGAUUGCAAAAGACCCAUCCAGCAGUGGUUCUCAGACCUCAGUGUGCAUCAGAAUCACCUGGAAGGCUUGUGAAAACACGUAUUGCUGGGCCACACCCCCAGAAUUUCUGGAUCAGUAAAGCUGGUUAACUAAAGUAUUCAAACGAAAUUUAUUUGUGUGUUCUACAAGGAUUCUUACUUUGAGUAGCCAACUUGCAGAAUACAAUAGAAUUUUGGGAGGAGCCCCUCGAUGCCUGGCUUUACUGUUGGAGAGACAGUACAGUAUACACCAGAUGACUUAUUUGUGAACCAUGGAAAUGUUUGGAAAAGCCUACUUCAUGCUUUGAACAGAAGAGUUUUAUCAGUUUUAAAUGUUUCCUCAUUUCUAUACCUUGUUUUAUCUGAGGAGCUUAAGCCAUUUUGUAGAGGCAUUAAGUAUUGCCUCAGUCUUAAUAUGUGAGACAAGCUUUGCUGUGUUACCCACCCAUGCCCCAGGAUGCCAGGGAAUCUGAAAGCAGUUUUUUUCUGUUGAUUUUAUGGGUGUGGAUACUGAAAUCUAUGCAGCUUGAGAAAGAUGCAGGUUGAUCCCACGCUCAAAGAACUGCUAUGGAACUCCUCCCCUGCAAUCUCCCUCUUAGAGACUGCCUCUCUGCCCUCUCAACCCAGAGCUAGGCAUGUGACUAAAGCUUGGCUAAUCAAAGCAUCCAGUGCCUUUGACCACAGUAAGAGCUGGAAGACUGAGCACAUGGCCUCUUCAGAGCCACAGAGAUGGAAGAGAAUUUUUUGCUGAAACUUCUGGGAAAGAAAUUAACUUUCCUGCUGGACUUUAUUCAUGGAAAUAGGCUUCAGCCAUAUUCCAAGGGAGAUCAGGACAAACAUGACACUCUGUGGAUUGUGAUCUGUUGGUGGGCCAUGAAAUCAAUUUGGGGGUUUGAGAGCAUCAUUCUUUUAAUAAAACAGAAGAGAAUCGUCUGCAAUAAGGAACCCAUGGAUGAAUACCAUCUGGUCCUGGUGAUUUACUGCACAGAGUCCCUCAAGUUGCUCCAUACCUUUCUCCUGAGAGACUGAAGAAUCUCUGUCAAGGCCGUUCUCUGCUUUGCCAUAAAAUGUGUCCUUGGAACAAGAAUUUCCCCAUUGUCUUCUUCAAUAAAUACUGAUUC
Molecule: messenger RNA, 3781 nt
Organism: Pan troglodytes (chimpanzee)
Lineage: Eukaryota; Metazoa; Chordata; Mammalia; Primates; Hominidae
Exons: 16
Coding region: 1-912 (303 amino acids)
Source: RefSeq, a predicted model, not a curated record